Molecule: messenger RNA, 537 nt
Organism: Mugil cephalus (flathead mullet)
Lineage: Eukaryota; Metazoa; Chordata; Actinopteri; Mugiliformes; Mugilidae
Product: heat shock protein beta-7-like
Exons: 4
Coding region: 68-394 (108 amino acids)
Cellular component (GO): nucleus; cytoplasm
Source: RefSeq, a predicted model, not a curated record
UUUUAACACAGACAAGGGAGAAAUUAUUAGAUUACACACACAGGGACAAACCAUUUCCUGAGCCCAUAUGGAGACGGUACAAAGUAAUUUCUCUGAAGAUUCAGGAUCCAGAGAAAACAAAUUUGCAGGUCAUUCAUAUCCUACGGGGAAGAUCCAGGUCAUUGGAGACAUUUUCCAGUUCACAGUUGAUGUUGGUGAAUUUUCUCCGGAGGAUGUUAUUGUCACAACCUCCAAUAACCUGAUAGAGGUCCACGCUGAGAAGCUGGGUGAAGAUGGCAUAGUCACAAAUACUUUUUCCCACCGAUGCAAACUGCCAUCAGAUCUGGACCCGGUAUCUGUCACCAUGUCCAUGGACGUCAGUGGGAUCCUGACCGUCAGAGCUCACAGGAUAUGACCUCAGGACUCAACUAACUAGAGAGUGAAACACUGGAGUUUGGCGGCCUCUAGCGGUGGACGAUGGAAUCACUUAAUGAAAUACUCAAGGACGAUCGGAAAUAUUUGCAUAAAUCUUAAUAUUUUUCUACGGAUAGAACUCAA